AUGUGUUGCAAUUGUAGGGGCGACCACAACGCCUCUUUGCGCCGCUGCCCUGCUCGGCCCAGGCCCGUCAGGGAGCCACAGACCCCCGGUACCACUGUCGGCCCCUCCAGAGUGGUUUUUCGGCCUGUCCCAGCUCCGCAACACAAUGCUUGGGCAAAUGGCGCCCCGUCCUGGUCCGACUUCCCUGCUCUGCCUCUGCCAGCCGCCCAGCCAUCAGCAUUUCCGCCCCUGUCUGGCACAGCUGCCCCAUCCCAGUCUGGGGCGGCUCACCCUCCCGUCCCUGCCACAUGGCCACUUGUCCCUGUGCCACGCAGGACUGCCUUUUACCAUGCUGCUGUGGUAGGGGCUGAGGAUGCAGCCCCCGCAUCGCAGGCUGGCGUGCCUGCAACCCUCCAGGACGUGGUGCAGCUCCUGCUGGGAGUCCAGGCCAAGAUCAGGGACUUGACGCCCCAACCUGCCCACAAGAACCAGCCCCAGAGUGUGCCGGCCAGCCCCCAGCCCCAACCAGUGUCUGCUACUGUCCAGCCUGCCACAGAUAACAAGCCCCAGAGUGUGCCGGCCAGCCCCCGGCCCCAACCAGUGUCUGCUACUGUCCAACCUGCCCCAGAUAACAAGCCCCAGAGUGCGCCAGCCAGCCCACGGUCCCAGCCAGUGUCUGUCCCGGUACAUCCUUCGCCCCAGUCUGCCCCUGAUAGCCAGCCCCAGAGUGUGCCGGCUAGUUCUCGGCCCCAGCGAGUCCAGCCACUGGCCCCAGUACAGCCACCGCUCCCGCCGGCCCCAGCCUAG
Portunus trituberculatus (swimming crab) is the source of this 786-nucleotide messenger RNA. RefSeq names its product predicted GPI-anchored protein 58. The record is from RefSeq and is a predicted model, not a curated record. Bases 1 to 786 code for a protein of 261 amino acids. The transcript has 2 exons. Lineage: Eukaryota; Metazoa; Arthropoda; Malacostraca; Decapoda; Portunidae.